Messenger RNA from Cicer arietinum (chickpea), 1098 nucleotides. RefSeq names its product AT-hook motif nuclear-localized protein 28-like. Gene Ontology annotation, molecular function: minor groove of adenine-thymine-rich DNA binding; DNA-binding transcription factor activity. Gene Ontology annotation, cellular component: nucleus. Lineage: Eukaryota; Viridiplantae; Streptophyta; Magnoliopsida; Fabales; Fabaceae. The record is from RefSeq and is a predicted model, not a curated record.
UAUGAAUUUAUCUGUAUCCGUCUGUCAUAUCUGUGAGCUUAGGACCCCACUCUGCGCCAACCAGCGGCGCCAUUUAGUCUUUACUUGGAUUCCAAGCUCACCCACCUCCCUCUCUCUUUCACUCUCUCUCUCACUAAAUAUUCACUCUACUUUCACCUUCUUUUCUAUUCUUUUCUCUUCUCUUUUCUUUGCAAUUCACAUACAACAAACCAUGUUCUCAAACUUUCAACAUAACAACCUUUUUCAACCUUCUCGUGAAUGCCAAACCUCUGAAGAUGAUGAUGCCCGAAGCAGCGGUGGGCCCAAUCCAAUAACUACCCAAAAUCCUUUUUCCGGAAGAAGCGCCGCUAGUGACGGGGCUUCUAUUGAAAUUGGACGCAGGCCCAGAGGCCGUCCACCUGGAUCCAAAAACAAACCCAAAUCCCCACUCAUAAUUACUAACGACCCCGAGCCCGCGAUGAGCCCACACAUUCUAGAAAUCCCUGGAGGAAGCGAUCUUGUCGAGUCAAUAGCCCGGUUCAGUAACCGAAGAAAUACCGGUUUAUGUGUAUUAACCGGUUCAGGAACAGUCGUUAACGUUACCCUCCGUCAACCUUCAGCACCUCUCGGCACCACCGUUACUUUUACCGGCCGUUUCAAUAUCCUCACCAUAUCCGCCACCUUCUUCCCGUCAUCGGAAUCCUCGCCGCCGAUGCCUAAAGAAUUUUCCAUCUCCCUCGCCGGACCUCAGGGUCAGAUCAUCGGAGGAUUCGUCGUUGGGCGGUUGGUCGCCGCCGGUACGGUGUUUGUAAUAGCUGCUUCGUUUAACAAUCCGUCUUAUCAUAGGCUGCCUUUGGAAGAAGACGUGCGGAGUAAGUCGGUCUCUGGUGGUGAUGGACAGUCGCCGUCGCUCUCCGGUGGGGAGUCGUGUAUGUAUAGCUGUCAGCUUCCUUCGGAUGUGAUUUGGGCUCCAACGGCAAGAACACCUUUCUGAUAUAAUACAUAAUAUAUUAGUUAUCACUUUUUCUUGCUAUUUAUCAAUUAUGGCUGCUUUUUCUUUCUUCUUGAUUUGUACUCUAAACACUGCCUUUUCCUAAGAUUUUUUAUUUAAGUAGUUAA